This is a messenger RNA of Morus notabilis, 2429 nucleotides long. RefSeq names its product protein NRT1/ PTR FAMILY 5.6. The transcript is spliced from 4 exons. The record is from RefSeq and is a predicted model, not a curated record. Lineage: Eukaryota; Viridiplantae; Streptophyta; Magnoliopsida; Rosales; Moraceae. Gene Ontology annotation, cellular component: membrane. Gene Ontology annotation, molecular function: dipeptide transmembrane transporter activity; tripeptide transmembrane transporter activity. Gene Ontology annotation, biological process: dipeptide transport; transmembrane transport. Bases 285 to 2036 code for a protein of 583 amino acids.
AUUCCAUAAAAUUAUUUUUCUCACAUAUCAUAGGCGGAUAUCUCUCUUCUUCCCUAAGUAUGGAGAAUUCCCAUAUACCCAAACACAGUGAAAAAAAAAAAGAAAAAAAAAAAGAAGUAAUAAUAAAAAAAGAAAAUCCAAAUCCUAUAUUCUCACCACUAUAUAAGAGUGUCUUUGCAAAGCUUGGCUAAACCAACCAACCUCCAUAUCUCAAUCUGAGUCUGCAUAUUAAAAUCCUUGAAGCCCCAGUCUCUUUCUCUCUUGAUCAUCACCAAGUAGAAUCAAUGGAAUUUGAAGAUCAAGAUAAAUGGGUUAAUGAUUCCUCUUUGGAUCAUAAAGGACAAGUUCCUCUUCGAGCUUCCACCGGUGCUUGGAAAGCAUCCCUCUUCAUUAUCGCAAUUGAGUUUAGUGAGAGGUUGAGUUACUUUGGGAUAGCUACAAGCUUAAUCAUAUACUUAACUAAGGUUAUACAUGAAGACCUCAAAACAGCAGCAAGGAGUGUCAACUAUUGGUCUGGUGUUACCACAUUGAUGCCAUUAUUUGGAGGGUUCAUUGCUGAUUCUUACUUGGGUCGCUUCUCUACAGUGCUUGCUUCCACUGUAGUCUACAUUAUGGGCUUAAUUCUACUGACCAUGUCAUGGUUUGUACCAAGCCUAAAGCCAUGUGACGCUGAACCAUGCCAACAACCUAAGAAAAUCCAUGAAGUCAUAUUCUUCCUUGCCAUAUACUUGGUCUCCAUUGGAACCGGCGGCCACAAACCGGCUCUAGAGAGCUUCGGCGCCGACCAAUUCGACGACGAAGACCCCAAAGAGAGAAGGCAAAAGAUGUCAUACUUCAACUGGUGGAACUCUGGCCUUUGCUGCGGACUCCUACUUGGCGUCACUGUGAUUGUGUAUUUGCAAGACCAUGUGAGCUGGGGCGUUGCUGACAUUGUUCUCACGGCAGUUAUGGCCGUUUCAAUGGCUAUUUUCAUAAUUGGAAGGCCGGUUUAUCGUUACCGGAGGCCGACAGGAAGCCCUUUGACGCCAAUGCUGCAAGUUCUUGUAGCGGCCAUUAGGAAGAGGAACCUGCCAUUCCCUUCCAAUCCUGCUGAGCAGUUGUAUGAAGUGCCCAAGUUUGAGAAAGUCAAUGGCAGGCCUCUGUGCCACACUAAGAAGCUCAUGUUUCUUGACAAAGCAGCCAUCAUAGAACAACACAACACAGGAAACUCAACAAACAAAGAAAGCCCAUGGAGGCUAGCAACAGUGACAAAAGUGGAGGAGAUGAAGCUCAUCCUCAACAUGAUACCCAUUUGGAUAGCCGCCAUUCCUUUCGGGAUUUGCGUGGCUCAAGGCUCCACAUUCUUCAUCAAGCAAGGCGUCACCAUGGACAGAAAGAUCGCCAAUGGCUUCGAGAUCCCUCCGGCCUCGAUCUUCGCUCUCGCCGCCCUCGGAAUGAUCGUCUCCGUCACCCUCUACGAGAAGCUCCUAGUGCCGUUGCUGAGAAAGUUAACGGGAAACGAGCGAGGGAUCAACAUCCUCCAGAGGAUCGGGAUUGGAAUGUUCUUCUCUGCCGUCACAAUGGUGGUCUCGGCUUUGGUCGAGAAAAAACGUCUGGAAGAUGUUCGAGAAAAUGCCGGAACGAAGGGUUGGAAGCCAAUGAGCGUCUUCUGGCUCGCGCCGCAGUUUGUGAUCGUUGGUUUCGGAGACGGGUUUGCCUUGGUGGGAUUGCAGGAGUACUUUUAUGACCAAGUUCCCGAUUCGAUGAGAAGCUUAGGGAUCGCGUUUUAUCUGAGCGUGAUCGGAGCGGCAAAUUUCAUCAGCAGCCUUUUGAUAACGAUCGUUGACCAUGUUACGGAGAAGAGCGGGAAGAGUUGGUUUGGCAAGGAUUUGAAUAGUAGCAGAUUGGACAAGUUCUACUGGCUGUUGGCCGCCAUGACCACCGUGAACUUGUUCUUUUACGUGCUCUUGGCGCGGCGAUACUCUUAUAAGAAUGUGCAGAAGGUUGCUGUGGCUGAUUGCUAUGAAGGUGAUGGCGAUAAAAGCUCAAUGGCUUGACAGUUUGAGCUUAAUCUUUAUAAAUUAUAUAUGUUUGGAUUUGCUAUAGGUUUAUUAUAUCAUUUUAAAGCUUUUAAGUGAGUCUAGAAGAAAGAUUAAAAUGAUCAAAUUCCAACACAGUGUUGUUGUAGGUAUUAGAAACAUGUCUUCGAAUCUGUAAAUCAUGUGUGCAUUUGAUGUCUUAGAGGACCUCAGCAAUUUUUAUUAGUUGCAACUUGCAAGGCAUGUGAACUUGUUAACGCAUGAAUCACUUUCUGCAUCAUUUAUGAUGUCGAAUCAACAACUAGAAUGCCCACUAAACAAAGCUUGAUGCUUUCUUUUAGUAAUUUCUUUCCUCUCUGGAAACUUUUUUUUUUUUUUUUUCAAUAUAUAUACAGUCCUUUAAGUUAAGUU